ACCUGACCUCUCUGAACAGACCGCGCAUUGAAUUUGGUCGGGUCCACUGAGAUAAGUACUGUAGGAUGUAUAUGUUAUACAAUAAGGGGGCAUGAAUUGCAGUGUGUCAUCGCCUUUUCCUCAAUGUGGAGGCGUCCAUCACGUUUCUACUUGUCAUGCUCCUUACGUGUAACCCAGAGACCAAGUCGAGAAAGGAGAUAGGCCUACGCUUAGAGCAGUGAGUCUUCCCGUUUUACAGAACGUGGGAGGUGGCUCAGGCUAAAAGACAGUCACUGAUCGACCUUGUGGUGGCAUUAGUGUCACUGCCGCUUCUAGUGGUGUUUGGGCUGAUGUUGGAAAGCAAUAUGAGAGGUGACUGGACCAAUGAUCCUGAAAUGCGCUGGCAUGUGCUUGGCCUUGGCCUGGCACUGCUCUUUGUAAGCCUCAUGGUCUGUGGUUAUAUCACUCAUCGCCUGGGCAUCUGCAUCUGGGCAGCAUCUCAGGAACCGUACAGUCCACACUAUGGAUCAGACGACACAAGACCCUCUACAAGUAGUAAGCUACAUCUGGUAGUGGGUGAUGAAUUACCUCCAAGUUAUGAAUCUGUUGUCUCAUGUGGCAAACCUCCCCCAUACCACUCAACCAUGGUAUUUGAUGAGAAGCGUGAUCACUCUGGAGCGCAUGCAGCAGCAGUCCUGAAACAGGCCACUGGCUGAACAGAUUGCUGCUAUGGAAGACUCAUUGAAUGGCUGUGAAAACGAUAUUCAGGAGAAGAAUCUAAUGUCUACUUAAAUACUACCCGAAGACCAAUGUUGACUUCUUCGGAAUCUCAUCACCAUAUAAUGUGACCUAUGCAAGAACCAACGUUGUCACAAGUGGUUGUGUGGAGCUGCAGUUUGGCAUCUACUCACUGCUCAUAUCUGCAUGUGGUGAGAAUAGAUGAGGUGCUCCUCUGCACAAGAAUUGGAGCAAUUUUCAGACACUGUGAGAAAUUAAAUGUUGGUAUUCCUUUAUCAUCAUUUUUUCUUCAAAUUGAGUGGCAAAGAUCAAUUAGAGAGCGGUGGGAAAAAUAGUACAGGUAAGGAUUUGUUUACUUAAAACAGAAGUGAAAGAAGGAGAAAAGAACUCAAUUUAUUCUUUCUUUUUCAUUUCUGAAAUGUCUUUUUAAACCUUGAUAAGGUUAUACAAUAUUCUGUAUUAAGAUUAAAAUUGUGUACUGAUUUCAGUGUUGUGAGAUUAGUCUGUCCUAUGUUAGAAAGUGUAGGGUAUUGCAGACAUUCUCUUUGCUCACCAUAAUAUGAGUAGUUAUGCAAGAAAUGUUUUUAUGAAGGGUUAUAUCCUUGUGUGGGUUCGAGAAUACUCAUGCAGUUUACAGGAGUGCUUUCAUAUCAGUUAAUUCUGCUAGGUUUUCCGAGUUUUUGAAGCAUGAAGAAUGCCGUUUUCUGGAAUGUUGUGCCGUGUAGAUCUUGUGUGAAGCAUGUUGAGAGAUUUCAGUUUAUUGAAGCUAUCAGAAUAAAAUGUCCUGGUACUGAACCAAGAAUUAGAAUUAUAUGAAAACUUGAAGUUUUAAUGUAUAAACUAAAAUUUUAAUGUAUAAGUAAUUUAAAAUAUUUUAAAGUAUUUGAUAAUAUCUUGAAGUAUUCAAUCAUCUGUAAUACUUGUAUUAAUAACCUUUCUGAUAGAGGCAUUGAUUGUAACAACUUAAUUCAUAAUUCAUUUCAAUCAUCUGAUAUCACAGAAAAUUUUCUGUAGUGCACGUUUAGCAGUUCGCUGACAUGGAGUUCAUCAUGUGUGAAAUAACUGAUCUUGGUAUAUUAACUGAAAACCACACAUUUUAUAUAUUACGUAAAGCACACAAGGUACAGACGUGUGGAAAUGAUUUCUCUGAGCCUCUCACAUUAAUACUAUAUAGUCAAAAUUAUUAUUCCUGUGUACUAGUAAGAUAUUCCUGAAUUGGAGCUGCUUCUCGAACAGAUCAUACUAUAACAGAUUUAAGCAUGCAUAAAGCAUACAUAACAUGUUAGAUGUGGAGAUGCUUCUAAGGGUCUUACGGGUGAGCAAUUCCGAUACAUGCAGUCACUGUUAUUGCUUACUUCAGGAACUGCAUAUAAAUACUCUUGUUGAUUUGAUUAGCACAUUUUUUAUUCAUAAGAAUUACACAGAAGAAACCUGUACCUGAUUCAUGAUACAUUUCAUCCAAGAGGAUAUGAUAUGCAGACAUGAAAACAAUGCAACUCUUUAUUUUUUUCAGAACAGUAUUGAGAAAAAAUAUUCUGUUUGUAUUUGAUCCAAAAUGUUGUAGUGAAAGAUAAUAAUUUUGGCAAGUUUUAAUAAAAAACAGUCCUCAAUUUAAUGAAAAAUAUAUGCAUCUACACUAUAAGACCAUAGAUAUUAUUACAGAUGUGUAACAUAAUUUUGUUUCAGCAAUAAACACUCUUGUAUUUGAAA
Molecule: messenger RNA, 2427 nt
Organism: Cryptotermes secundus
Lineage: Eukaryota; Metazoa; Arthropoda; Insecta; Blattodea; Kalotermitidae
Exons: 3
Coding region: 330-695 (121 amino acids)
Source: RefSeq, a predicted model, not a curated record